Messenger RNA from Rhinichthys klamathensis goyatoka, 5930 nucleotides. RefSeq names its product sodium channel, voltage-gated, type I-like, alpha (gene scn1laa). Gene Ontology annotation, molecular function: voltage-gated sodium channel activity; protein binding. Lineage: Eukaryota; Metazoa; Chordata; Actinopteri; Cypriniformes; Leuciscidae. The transcript has 27 exons. The coding region runs from base 72 to 5924 and encodes 1950 amino acids. Gene Ontology annotation, cellular component: axon; plasma membrane; voltage-gated sodium channel complex. Gene Ontology annotation, biological process: neuronal action potential; membrane depolarization during action potential; sodium ion transmembrane transport. The record is from RefSeq and is a predicted model, not a curated record.
AUUUUUUGCAGAAAGAUGUUGUUUCUCAUGCAGACGUGUAGCGAAUCACUCUGAAGGUUCAGGAUGAGAAAAUGGCACAUACGCUUACCCCACCAGGACCUAAAAGUUUCCAUAAGUUCACCCGUGAAUCUCUUAAGGCCAUCGAGAGCCGGAUCGCUGAGGAGAACAAGAAGUCCAAGGACAAACGGGAGAGAAUUAAAGACGAUGAAUGCGAGACGAAACCCAACAGUGGCCUGGAGGCUGGGAAGAGUCUGCCCUUCAUAUAUGGAGACAUUCCCAGGGGACUGGUGUCCACACCACUGGAGGACCUGGACCAGUUCUACAUCAAUCAGGCAACUUUCAUAGUAGUGAACAAAAAAAAGGCAAUCAGCCGUUUCAACGCCGCUCCUGCCUUGUACAUCUUCAGCCCCUUCAACCCUCUGAGGAGACUAUCAAUUAAGAUUUUGGUACAUACAUUGUUCAGUAUGAUUAUAAUGUUCACUAUACUGGCCAACUGCGCUUUCAUGGUCUACACACAAACUCCAGACUGGGCCAAGAAUGUAGAAUAUGUCUUCACUGGGAUAUACACUUUUGAAGCGCUGAUAAAGAUCACUGCCAGGGGAUUCUGUGUGGGACAGUUUACGUUCCUCAGAGACCCGUGGAACUGGUUGGAUUUUAUUGUUAUAGUCAUGGCAUAUGUAACUGAGUUUGUGGAUCUGGGUAGUGUGUCUGCCUUGCGAGCGUUCAGAGUUCUUCGAGCCCUGAAAACUAUAUCGGUCAUCCCAGGCCUGAAAACAAUCGUUGGAGCUCUGAUCCAGUCGGUGAAGAAGCUGUCAGAUGUGAUGAUCUUGACCCUUUUUUGCCUAAGCGUCUUUGCUUUGGUUGGACUGCAGCUGUUCAUGGGAGCUCUUAGACAUAAAUGUGUGUUCAAUUCUACUCUUAUUCUUCUCAAGGCAGAGGAUUGUGCCGAGUCACCCGACUGCUUGAACUACAUUAACAAUUGCAGUAACCAUUAUAUCCAACCAGGAAAGAAAGACGCUCUAAUCUGUGGGAAAAACAGUGAUGCUGGGCAGUGUCCAGAAGGAUUUGUCUGUAUAAAAGCAGGUCGUAAUCCAGAUUUUGGUUACACAAGUUUUGAUAGCUUUGGCUGGGCCUUCCUUUCAUUAUUCAGACUGAUGACUCAAGACUACUGGGAGAAUCUUUACCAACAGACUCUUCGAGCCUCAGGAAAAACCUACAUGAUUUUUUUCGUGCUGGUCAUUUUCUUGGGAUCCUUCUACCUGGUGAACCUGAUCCUGGCUGUGGUUGCCAUGGCAUAUGACGAACAGAACCAAGCCACUAUUGAUGAGGCUUUGAAGAAAGAGGAGGAGUUCAAUGCCAUGCUUGAGCAGCUCAUGAUACAGGAAGAGGAAGCUCAGGCUGCGGCUGAAGCGUCCAAGUGUGAUGUGCUCAGUGGAGAUAGAACGGACAGUUCCUCGGACGCCUCCAAACUCAGCUCCAAAAGUGCCAAAGAACGACGUAACCACAGGAAAAAGAGACAGCGUCAGGGGGAGGGAGAGAAAGAGGAUGAUUUGAAGAUGGAGGGAAACGAUAGAAAGGCCAGCUUCCGUUUGACAGACAAUGGAAAAAUUCGGCUCUCACGUGAAAGGACUUGCUCUUCUCCACAUCAGUCCCCUCUGAGUUUUCAGGGUUCAAUCCUCAGCCCACGUCGGGGCAGCAAAGGUAGCGUCUUCAGCUUCCGCGGGCGUCUGCAUUCUGAAAACAACUACGCCGACGAUGAGCAAAGCAUGGUUGAGGAGACAGGCAGCCCGAAAGACUCUCUGUUUCCACCCUCUCGACCCGACCGUCUUUACAGUACUCUUAGCAAAAGCAGUCUGUCGCCACGUAUACUGUUGCCAUCUAACGGAAAAGCGCGGUAUGUGGUCGAAAGCAAUGGCAUGGUGAUGGUGUCGGGCGGAGCCUCUUCACCCAACUCCCCCCCUGUAAUCCUGACGCCCGAAGUGUCCAAAAAAAGAGCCAUGUUUGACGAGACUUUUUUGGACUCAGAUGGACCCCGACGUCGAUGUGACUCGCGCUUUUCUGGGGCUUUUGACCAAUCAGCGAGACAGAGAGCUUUGAGUGUAGCAAGUGUCAACAACCCUGACCCGUGGGAGGUCUGGAAACAGAAGUGUGUGGAGCGCUGGUACGACUUUGCAGAGAAUUAUCUGAUCUGGGAUUGCAAUCCCACAUGGCUGAGGAUAAAGAGGAUCGUCCACAUGGUUGUGAUGGACCCCUUUGCAGAUCUGAUUAUCACCAUUUGCAUCGUGAUAAACACAAUUUUCAUGGCCAUGGAGUGUCACCCUAUGAAUGACGCUUAUUCUAGUAUGCUUGCAACUGGCAACGUGGUUUUCAUAGGCAUCUUUACUGCAGAAAUGACAUUGAAGAUAAUUGCCUUGGACCCAUACUCUUACUUUCAGGAAGGCUGGAAUAUCUUCGACAGCAUCAUAGUCACACUGAGUCUUAUGGAACUUUGUUUGCAAAACGUGAUUUCUGGAAUGGGUCUUCUUAGGCCAUUCCGACUGCUGAGGGUCUUCAAACUAGCUAAGUCCUGGCCGACUCUGAACAUGCUAAUCAAGAUCAUUGGCAACUCACUGGGCGCCUUGAGCAACCUGACGCUUGUGCUAGCCAUCAUCGUCUUCAUCUUCGCUGUGGUGGGAACGCAACUGUUCGGGAAGAGCUACCGUGACUGUGUGUGUAAGAUUUCUGAGGAUUGCACGCUUCCUCGCUGGCACAUGACCGAUUUCUUCCACUCGUUCCUGAUCGUCUUCAGGGUGUUGUGCGGGGAGUGGAUCGAGACCAUGUGGGACUGCAUGGAAGUGGCAGGACAGCCUUUGUGCUUAAUUGUGUUCAUGAUGGUCAUGGUGAUCGGAAAUCUGGUGGUUCUGAACCUGUUCCUCGCUCUGCUGCUCAGUUCCUUCAGUGCGGACAAUCUCACGGCCAAUGACGAUGAGGUCGAAAAGAACAACCUGCAGAUAGCGGUUAGUCGAAUCAAGAGAGGCUUCGCUGUAGUUAAGGCCUGUCUGCAGAGUUUCUUCCGGAGCAGCUGUAUAAAGAGGAGGAAGCAGAAAAAGAAAACUCUAGAUGGGAACAUGGUCACGAUAAACUGCAAGGGAAUAAAUGAUAACUCCAACCACACCACACUAGAGCUGGUUAAAGGCACUGGAGGAACAGAUGAGGACAGUGACACUGAGAAUUUUAUCAGCAACCCGAGCUUGACCGUCAGUGUCCCGAUGGCUGCCGAGGAGUCGGAUUUUGAGUGCCUCAAUACUGAGGAUUUCAGCAGUCUUUCUUCAGACACAGAGGAAGAUAAAGAGAGGCUGUCUAACGUGGCUCCCAGCUCUUCAGAGGGCAGCACGGUGGACCUCAGACACGUGGUUAAAGAAGGAGAAGAUGGUUUGGACUUUGAACUUGAGGAAUCUACAGAACCAGAAGCUUGUUUCACAACAGGGUGUGUCCGAAGGUUCCGGUGUUGCCAGGUGGAUGCUGAAAAGGGCAUGUGGAAGAAAUGGUGGCUGCUGAGACAGACAUGCUAUAACAUUGUGGAGCACAGCUGGUUUGAGACCUUCAUCGUCUUCAUGAUUCUGCUCAGCAGUGGCGCUCUGGCUUUUGAGGACAUUUACCUUGAAACAAGAAAAAACGUAAAGACCAUACUGGAGUUUGCUGAUAAAGUUUUCACCUACAUCUUCAUUCUUGAGAUGCUGUUGAAAUGGGUCGCAUAUGGAUUUGCCAAAUACUUCACCAAUCUUUGGUGCUGGCUGGAUUUUGUUAUUGUUGAUGUCUCUCUGAUCAGCCUGGUGGCCAACGCCCUGGAGUAUUCAGACCUGGGCGCCAUCAAAACUCUCCGAACACUGAGAGCCUUCCGACCUCUCCGAGCUCUCUCGCGCUUUGAGGGAAUGAGGGUGGUUGUGAACGCUCUUCUGGGUGCCAUCCCUUCCAUCAUGAACGUUCUGCUGGUCUGUCUCAUCUUCUGGCUCAUUUUUAGCAUUGUGGGCGUCAACUUCUUUGCCGGAAAGUUUUAUGAAUGUGUAAAUUCUACCACGGACAAGCGCAUGGCUUCCACAGAGAUCCGUAACAGCAGCGAUUGUAUAAAUGAUGGCACAAAUGAAACUCGCUGGAGAAAUCUGAAGAUUAACUUUGACAAUGUGGGAAAUGGAUACUUGGCCCUGCUACAAGUGGCCACAUUUAAAGGGUGGAUGCCCAUUAUGUAUGCAGCGGUAGACUCUCGUAAAGUGAAUGAGCAGCCAGAGUAUGAGGUGAAUCUGUAUAUGUACCUCUAUUUUGUCAUCUUCAUCAUCCUUGGAGCUUUUUUCACAUUAAAUCUCUUCAUUGGUGUGAUCAUUGACAACUUCAAUCAGCAGAAGAAAAAGUUUGGAGGUCAGGAUAUUUUCAUGACAGAAGAGCAGAAGAAAUAUUACAAUGCUAUGAAGAAGCUUGGCUCGAAGAAGCCUCAAAAACCUAUUCCAAGGCCAAAAAACAAGAUUCAAGGACUCAUCUUUGACCUUGUAACCAAACAAGCCUUUGACAUUUUCAUUAUGGUCCUUAUUUGGCUCAACAUGGUCACUAUGAUGGUGGAGACAGAAGAUCAGUCCAAAGAAAUGACCAAUGUGCUGUACUGGAUCAAUGUUGCCUUCAUUGUGCUCUUCACCAGCGAAUGUGUGCUAAAGAUGAUCUCGCUACGGCAUCACUUCUUCACCGUUGGCUGGAACGUAUUUGACUUUAUCGUUGUCGUCCUGUCUAUCGUAGGCAUGUCACUGGCAGAACUCAUUAAGCAGUACUUUGUCUCGCCGACCUUGUUUCGUGUUAUCCGCCUCGCCCGGAUCGGCCGCGUACUACGUCUCAUCCGAGGGGCCAAGGGGAUACGGACCCUUCUGUUUGCGCUAAUGAUGUCACUUCCUGCCCUUUUCAACAUCGGACUUUUGCUCUUCCUCGUCAUGUUCAUCUACGCCAUCUUCGGCAUGUCCAAAUUUGCCUACGUCAAAAAAACGGCCGGCAUCGACGACAUGUUCAACUUUGAGACGUUUGGCAACAGCAUGUUGUGUUUGUUUCAGAUCACCACCUCGGCAGGUUGGGAAGGCCUUCUGGCACCCAUGCUAAAUACCGACAGGCCAGACUGUGAACCGGAAAAAAAAAACUGUGGGAACCCAUCCAUCGGCAUUUUCUUCUUCGUCAGCUACAUCAUCAUAUGCUUCCUGAUAGUGGUGAACAUGUACAUUGCCGUGAUCCUGGAGAACUUCAGCGUGGCCACCGAGGAGAGCGCCGAGCCUUUGAGCGAAGACGACUUUAACAGGUUUUACGAGGUUUGGGAAAAGUUCGACCCGAAAGCCACGCAGUUCAUGGAGUACGGCAAGUUGUCGGACUUCGCGAAUUCGCUGGAUCCUCCUCUGCGAAUACCCAAACCCAACCGACUGCAGCUGAUCUCCAUGGAUAUGCCGAUGGUGAGCGGCGAACGCAUCCACUGUCUAGAUAUCUUGUUCGCUUUCACCAAACGUGUUCUCGGAGAAGGUGGCGAGAUGGACCUCCUCCGCGGACAAAUGGAAGACCGAUUCAUGGCCUCCAACCCGUCCAAGUCUUCUUACGAGCCUAUAACCACAACUUUGCGCAGGAAACAUGAAGAUAUGUCUGCUGCAAUCAUCCAGAGAGCCUUCAGGACCCAUUUGGUCCGAUAUAGUAUGAAGAAAGUUCGUAAAAUCCGCAAAGAGAACAAGCAACAAAAUGGGAAGGUGCGGAGCAAAGAGUCCGUGGACAAUGAAAAGUGCAGCGAUGCCAGCGCUUCAGAAGACUCGGAUACAACGCUCGCUACAUCCACUCAGCGAUCAGACGAUAGUCCGGCACAGAACAAAAACAAAUACAAAAAGGACAAGCAUGAAAAGGAAGUGGAGGACAAAGGUAACCGAGUGAAGAAGUAGAGUAGC